GUUAGCCAGGAAGGGGCAAGAGGAAUAGAUGUUAGCUGGGGAUACAGCAGUAUCUGCUGUGCUUACAUUCCUUCUAUCUGUGAUUCUCAAGCUGGGCUUGCAUCACGGGAAAGCUUAAAUCACAGUAAAGCUAAAACUACGACUGCUGGGCCCCACCCCCAAGUGUUUAAGUAGGCCUGGGGUGAGGACCGAGAAUACGCCAAACAGAAUUUUUCAGGUGAAUCUGAUGCUACUAGCAGGGAACUAGUGUUUGGGGGCGUGCUUUCAUAGCAAUGGUAGGUGCUCUUUAAGCCGUUGAACACAUUCAGCACUUGAGGGCUGCACGGUGUUGAAUAAAGAUGGUGAUUUUCACAGUUUAUUAAAGCAGAUACUGCCAGUUCAAAAAUUGGACUCAUGCUGUUAACAGGCAUUGGGACUGUGAAGACCCAUUAUUUAGUCUGUGCCUUCCAGAACUCAUGAAUUAGAGAAAGACCUGUACCGACAAAGAAAAUACCGCUGCAAAUGCAGUGAGAGGCACAGAAGGAGGUGGAUGUGGUUCGACUGUGGAAAGCCUCCUGGAAAGUUACGGGAGGAUUACAGGACGCGUGGCUACCACCUCCAAGAACCUGCCGCCGCUCCCAGACCAGCGCCGGAAACGCUUUGGCUUGGAGUCACGUGGGCGCCUCCUCAGCGGCACCACCUCCCCUGACCGGCCGGAAGUGGCGCGCGCGCCUGCUCAGUACGCGCGCGGCCCGGCCUACGCAGCUCCCUCGGAGCCGCCGUACUGCUUCCCCGUCGGGUUGGUGAGGCAUGGAGCCGGUGGGCGGUGGCGGUGGCGGUGGCGGUGAUCGCCGCGGCUCCUCCCCCGCAGACCCGCGAAGCACCUUCGUGUUGAGUAACCUAGCGGAGGUGGUGGAGCGUGUCCUCACCUUCCUGCCCGCCAAGGCGUUGCUGCGGGUGGCCGGCGUGUGUCGCUUAUGGAGGGAGUGUGUGCGCAGAGUGUUGCGGACCCAUCGGAGUGUGACCUGGAUCUCCGCGCGCUUGGCGAUUGCCGGCCACCUGGAGGAGCAUUGCUUGGUCCGCGUGGUAGCUGAAAAGCUUGAGAAUGUCCAUAUCUUACCACAGACAGUUCUUUACAUGGCUGAUUCAGAAACUUUCAUUAGUCUGGAGGAGUGUCGUGGCCAUAAGAGAGCCAGGAAAAGAACUUCUAUGGAAGCAGCAUUUGCCCUUGAGAAGCUAUUUCCAAAACAAUGCCAAGUCCUUGGGAUUGUGACCCCAGGGAUUGUAGUGACGCCAAUGGGAUCAAGUAGCAAUCCGCCUCAGGAAAUAGAAAUUGGAGAAUCUGGUUUUGCUCUAUUAUUUCCUCAAAUUGAAGGAAUAAAAAUAAAACCCUUUCAUUUUAUUAUGGAUCCAAAGAAAUUAACCCUAGAAAGGCAUCAACUCACUGAAGUAGGUCUUUUAGAUAACCCUGAGCUUCGUGUGGUCCUUGUAUUUGGCUAUAAUUGCUGUAAAGUGGGAGCCAGUAAUUAUCUGCAGCACGUAGUGAGCACUUUCAGUGACAUGAAUGUCAUCUUGGCUGGAGGCCAGGUGGACAACCUGGCAUCGCUGACCUCUGAAAAGAACCCUCUGGAUAUUGAUGCCACCGGUGUGGUUGGACUAUCAUUUAGUGGACAUCGUAUCCAGAGUGCCACAGUGCUUCUCAAUGAGGAUGUCAAUGACGAGAAGACUGCUGAGGCUGCGAUGCAGCGCCUCAAAGCAGCCAACAUUCCAGAGCAGAAUACCAUUGGCUUCAUGUUUGCGUGUGUUGGCAGGGGCUUUCAGUAUUAUAGAGACAAGGGGAAUGUGGAGGCUGAUGCAUUUAGAAAGUUUUUUCCUAGUGUUCCUUUAUUUGGCUUCUUUGGAAAUGGAGAAAUUGGAUGUGAUCGCAUAGUCACUGGAAACUUUAUAUUGAAGAAAUGUAAUGAGGUAAAGGAUGAUGAUCUAUUUCACAGCUAUACAACAAUAAUGGCACUAAUUCAUCUUGGGUCAUCUAAAUAAAGCCACCUGUAAAGUGGCUUUCACAAUGUAUAACUUUUGGGCUCUGUCUUUUCCAGAAAAUGGAAACUUGGGAUAUGUAUAUUACAAACAAAAAACUUUAUAUGUAUCUGUUUUGUAGCUUUGACAUUCUGAAGAUUAUUUGGUAGUUUUUAAUAUAUUAGAUGAAGGACAAGUUUGUACAUAAUGUAAUGCAAGACCGGGAGUUGAGAGCUUUUGCAUCAGGCACAAGUGAACCAAUUAUGGCUAUACUGCACCAGAUAUGUAGCUGCUGUGUGAUAGGACUUUAAAUAGUCUUCUGCAUAGGAAGACUGAAAAAGGAUUCAUCAACAGAAAGGAGAUUUAAGACAUUCCAUGACUGCCUCUGCAAUGUUAGAUGAUCUUUCAGCAGACUCAUGAAGAUAUUUUUCUCCCUUAAUAAAGGAGAAAAAUACACAGAUGGCUUGGGAAAUUUUUCUCUGCUUUACAAUUUUACCAUUUUUUUCAGAAGCUGUAACAAAUUGCUGACUUUUUACUUAUUUGAUAAACGUUAAAGAACUAUUUUUGUUUUAGUACUCUAAAGUUGCUUAGUCAAAUAAAUUGCCAAGACUAAUCAGUAUUUUAUUACCUUAUAAGGAAAAAAAUUUUCCUUUUCCCUCAAUAAAGAGAUUGCAACAGAAAAUUCUUUUUUUCACCUACUUCUAUGUAACUAACUAAUUGGCAGAUGAGACAAUUACAUCACCUUAUUUUGGUUUUAUACCAAUAAAACAUACCUUGGAAACUCAGAUAGCUGUGUACUUCAUUGCUUUUAGUGAGUGAGUGAACGAAUCCUUUAGAAAAGAAAACCCAGAAUAAUGGUAUUUGUUAGUUAGCAAAUCCUGGCAUAUUUGCAGUAAAAUGUUUUUCAAGUUUAAAUUUCUCAUUAUGUAAAUAUCAAAAUGAAAUCUGUGUAGAGAACACCAGUUUACCCCCCAAUAUCCAUUCUUUCCUUUUCACACAGUCAUAAAACCUUUGAUUUUUUCAGCUAGGCACAUGCACACCAGAAUAAAGACUACAUCCUUGUCUCCCUUGCAAGUAUGACUGUUCUGGCUGGUGAAAUGUGAGGGAAAUGAUAACGUGUCCUUUAAAACAGACUUGUUUUUUUUUUUUUUUUUUU
Messenger RNA from Delphinapterus leucas (beluga whale), 3148 nucleotides. RefSeq names its product F-box protein 22 (gene FBXO22). The record is from RefSeq and is a predicted model, not a curated record. Lineage: Eukaryota; Metazoa; Chordata; Mammalia; Artiodactyla; Monodontidae. Gene Ontology annotation, molecular function: protein binding. Gene Ontology annotation, biological process: regulation of skeletal muscle fiber development; positive regulation of proteasomal ubiquitin-dependent protein catabolic process; protein polyubiquitination.